AUGCCAGUAUACGACCAGAUUGCACUGGACGUGCGCCGGGAAACUGGCAGUACAAUAAGCUCCGCCAUUAUCGUUUCUUAUUUCAAAGCCUUCCGGUAUGUAUGCGUCUCUUACUUUAACGCGCGACCUGUUAAGUUAAACGGACCAGGCAAAGUCGUCGGGAUUGAUGAGACCGUUUUGGCUUGCAGAAAAAAUAAUAAAGGAAAGCUUGUCUCACAUCAGUGGUGUUUUGGAGGGACUGAGAGGGGGAGCGAUAAGUGCUACCCUUGUGCCGCUUGUCCGGCAGUAUAUCCUCCCGGGCGCCACUAUUAUGUCGAAUAA
Molecule: messenger RNA, 321 nt
Organism: Enterobius vermicularis (human pinworm)
Lineage: Eukaryota; Metazoa; Nematoda; Chromadorea; Rhabditida; Oxyuridae
Source: the annotation of a GenBank genome assembly